UGUUGUUAUUUGCAGUUUCAAAAGAGCGGCAAAAUAGACGAGAGGCAGUGUUAUUGGAAACAGUGCGUGUAAAAAGUAUGUAAAAUAGUUGAUUAUUUCGUGCAGCUUUGUGGUAUUUUGAUAGUGAAACCUUCGAAAAUGGCAUACACUAACGUUCAUCGGGCAUUUCUGCAAGCAUGCUCGAACCACGGCACGGUCAGCAAGCAACACGCACUGGACAUGCUGACGAGCAUCUGCACUCGAUACGGGGACCGCGACACCAUCCCGAGCGAAGACGAUGUCGUUGAUGUGGUGGCGAAAAUAAACGAAAAAAUCUAUCCAUUCGACCAAAAGAUAGCGUACACACACUUCGAACCGCUGGACUGCGACUUUUACGUGUUUGUCAACCUGCAAGAAUCGCCGAUCGAUCUGCAGCAAAAUGUGUACACCCCGCUGGAACUCCACUACUUUCGGGUGCUGUUGCGUGAGCUUACACUGAGCGAAGACCAUACGCUAAGCAUGAUCGCGUGUCUCAACCUUACUGCUGACACGACGGGAGAGACGGUGAAACCGUUACCGAAGACCCGGGCUGAGCAAUUGCUUAACGAGUGGGAAGAAUUGGGUUACUUUGUGGUGCUGGAAGAAAAGUUUCACUUUGGACCGAAAUCGGUGGUGGAGUUUGAGAAGUAUCUCAGCAAAAACUAUGUGGAUGUGAUGACCCGCUGCUGUCUGUGCAAUGUAACAAUAUUCUAUGGUGUCCGCUGUGCUUCCUGCCCACAGAUUCUGCACAAGGACUGUUUGAAGAAGUAUCUCCGGCGGCUUACGACCUGUCCAUCGUGCAGUAAACUGUGGAGCGUUCCAUUAUAGUAAACUUCGAUUGAAUUUGGUUUAUUUCGUCCUAAUCUUUAAUUCCCAACAAAAAGUUUUUACAAAAGCCUAUUCCCGCCAUACUAUAAAAUGUAACAUAACAAAAGGUACCAACGUGUUCUGUCGAUAUUAAAAAAAAAUAACACCGUUA
Molecule: messenger RNA, 997 nt
Organism: Anopheles stephensi (Asian malaria mosquito)
Lineage: Eukaryota; Metazoa; Arthropoda; Insecta; Diptera; Culicidae
Gene: Nse1
Product: non-structural maintenance of chromosomes element 1 homolog
Exons: 3
Coding region: 139-846 (235 amino acids)
Biological process (GO): DNA damage tolerance; double-strand break repair via homologous recombination
Cellular component (GO): Smc5-Smc6 complex; nucleus
Molecular function (GO): ubiquitin-protein transferase activity
Source: RefSeq, a predicted model, not a curated record